CCCCAUUAUUCUGUGCUACGACUUGACUUGAUCUCUUUCCCUUGCUCCCCAAUCGCUACGCCCUCGCACUCCACCUGUGCCCUCUGACAUUCGCAUUACGUGCCACCGACGAGCCGCCAUGUAUAUACACCCAGGCCUCGCCGUCACCUUCGCCACCUACCCGAGUCCUCCCUCGCUGGCCGCUGAUACGCCUCUGCAAUACCCCGACGACGAGCUGUUCCUCAUGGGCGCCAACACGAACGUCAAUGUCGAUGGCGUUGGCGUGCUCAACUACCAGAGGGCCAUCGACAUCGCUCGUAACUCGGAAGGCGAGCUGGACCCCAUGGUGUCCGCAUAUCUGGAAGGAGCCCUCACAGACAUCUGGAACCGCGUCACGCUCCAACCCGACGAAUAUGUCAUGACCAAGGACGAGUUUGCCGUCUUCAACUUCUACCGCCGCCGCUUCGAGGAGAACGAAGUUGCGGAGCACGCUGUUGCACGAUACUGGGCCAACACGUACGAAUGUCCUGCUGCUUCCACAUAG
Messenger RNA from Cercospora beticola, 523 nucleotides. RefSeq lists its product as uncharacterized. NCBI's taxonomy places the organism in Eukaryota, Fungi, Ascomycota, Dothideomycetes, Mycosphaerellales, Mycosphaerellaceae. The record is from RefSeq and is a predicted model, not a curated record.